Molecule: messenger RNA, 2839 nt
Organism: Hyla sarda
Lineage: Eukaryota; Metazoa; Chordata; Amphibia; Anura; Hylidae
Gene: MANBA
Product: mannosidase beta
Exons: 17
Coding region: 85-2763 (892 amino acids)
Biological process (GO): glycoprotein catabolic process; carbohydrate metabolic process
Molecular function (GO): beta-mannosidase activity
Source: RefSeq, a predicted model, not a curated record
CCAUACAAGUGUCUGGUCACAUGGGCGUGACAUCAUCGGAGGUGUAGGAAAUAGGAUUUCCCGUAGUGAGACCCGUCAUGUAGGAUGGCUAUGUCGUCCGUCAUGGAGCCCGGCGGGCUCUUGCUGUUCUUCGGGCUGCUGCAAGUUUCCUGUGGGGCGCCAUUCUUCAAUCAGUCCAGUGUGCUCGUGUUCAGUCUGAACGGACAGUGGGCUAUCUGCAACUCCAACCGCUCUCUGCAGCUGCACGGCGCCGUACCUGGAUGUGUGCACAGUACUCUAUUCAGCUGCGGUAUUAUAAAGGAUCCUUACAUAGGAUUCAAUGACGUCAAUUACAAUUGGAUCGUACAAGAUGAGUGGACAUACAGCAAGACAUUUAUACUUCCUCCUGAAAUCAGGCAUUGGCAGAAAGUCAACUUGGUUUGUGAAGGGAUUGACACCAUUUCUACCAUUGUUCUCAACAAUGUUUCUAUUGCAAAAACUCAGAACAUGUUCAGCAGAUAUACUGUAGAUAUAUCCAAAGUAGUCAAAGAGAAAAAUUAUAUAGAAAUCAAGAUUGAGUCUGCUGUCGACUGGGCAAAAGAAAAGAGUACACAACAUGCCUAUCCUAUCCCUCCAGACUGCCCUCCAAAAGUACAAAAUGGAGAAUGUCAUGUUAACUUCAUAAGAAAGGCACAGUGCUCAUUUAGUUGGGACUGGGGCCCUUCAUUCCCAACCCAGGGCAUCUGGAAAGAUAUAAGAAUUGAAGCAUAUAAUCUGGUUCACCUAAAAUAUAUUUCCUACACCUCUGUGUUUGAUAAGACUACCUCCCAGUGGUCGGUUGUUGUUGAGCCUGUCUUUGAUUCAGUCUCCAUGAAUGUCCUUCCUGCACAUGUAGUCAUCAGGAUACCAGAAAUUCAAGUUGACCAAUCCCAUGAUUUGAGUAUAAUUCCUGGUCAGCAGGCAUAUGAAAUUAUUAUAAAAAUUUAUAAGAAUACAUCAAUUGAUUUGUGGUGGCCAAAUGGUUAUGGAUUUCAAACACACUACAAUAUGUCUGUCACAUUUCACUUCGAGGGUGAAUAUAUAAUUGAAAAAAACACUAAGAUUUAUUUUCGAACUGUUGAACUUAUUGAAGAACCAAUUGAUGGUUCUCCUGGGCUGUCUUUCUAUAUGAAGAUUAAUGGUGUUCCCAUUUUCCUCAAAGGAUCCAACUGGAUACCAGCUGACUCUUUUCAAGACAGAGUCAAUUCUGACAAGCUCCAUAAUCUACUACAGUCAGCGGUUGAUGCUAAUAUGAAUACUCUUCGUGUAUGGGGUGGAGGAAUAUAUGAGAGUGAUGAGUUCUACAACAUUUGUGAUGACUUGGGAAUAAUGGUCUGGCAAGAUUUUAUGUUUGCAUGUUCCCUUUAUCCAACUGAUGAUUGGUUCCUGGAUACAGUCAGAGAAGAAGUCAUUCACCAGAUUAGAAGACUUAAAUCUCACCCCUGUAUUAUUGUUUGGAGUGGCAAUAAUGAGAAUGAGGCUGCCAUUGCCAGUGACUGGUUUUCAAUACCAAGCUACAUGAAGGAAAUUUAUGUGAAGGAUUAUUUGACCCUUUACAUAAAAACUAUCAGAGAGCUUGUCCUUGCGAUGGAUAUGACUCGUCCCUUCAUUGCUUCAAGCCCUACCAAUGGAAAAGAGACUGAAGAAGAAGAGUGGCUUUCCAGAAACCCAUAUGACAAUCACUAUGGUGAUGUUCAUUACUACAACUAUAUGACAGAUUGUUGGAACUGGACAUCGUAUCCCAAACCUCGCUUGGCUUCAGAGUAUGGCUUUCAAUCUUGGCCAUCAUUUAGUACAAUACAUAAGGUGUCUUCUCCUGAAGACUGGUCUUACUCUAGCAACUUCAGUACCCAUCGUCAACAUCAUGAUUCAGGGAAUGAGCAAAUGAUAUUCCAGGCUGGUCUUCACUACAAGAUGCCAAAGAACAUUGAUCCUAUGAAACAGUUUCAUGAUACUUUGUACCUGACUCAGGUAAUGCAGGCUCAGUGUGUGAAGCUACAGACUGAAUUUUACAGACGCAGUCAAAGUGAAAUAGUGAAUGGACAAGGUUUUACAAUGGGUGCACUCUACUGGCAGUUAAAUGAUAUCUGGCAAGCACCCUCUUGGUCCUCAAUAGAAUAUAACGGCAAGUGGAAAAUGCUUCAUUAUUAUGCUAAAGAUUUCUUUGCACCUGUGGCAGCAAGUGCUUUUGAAUACCAAGAUACCUUAAACGUUUAUGGAGUUUCUGAUCUGCUGAAGAAUUUAUCUUUCAAGCUUGUAAUUACAGUCUACAAAUGGGACUCUCUGGUACCAGUCUGUGAGCGAGUGACAGAUGAGUUUAUUUUAAAAUCUAGGACUUCUAAAUUAAUCUACAAAGAGUCAAUUCCUGAACUGCUUAGUAGAUGUGGUAACACUACCAGGCAACAAAGUGUGGUUGUCUUCUAUCUGUUACACAAUGAGAACAUUUCUGGAUCAAAGAACUGGCAUUUUUUAAGCUCCUUGAAGGAGGCACAAGGACUACUAAAAUCUAAUAUUACUGUGUCUAUUUCCAUUGAAGAGGCAGCUUUUGUGUUUACCCUGAUUAGCUCCAGUCCAUCUGCUUUUGUUUGGCUUGAUGUCUGGGACAUUUCAGGAAGGUUCAGUGAUAAUGGAUUUCUUCUUAUUGCGGAGAAGACAGUAGUUUAUUUCUAUGCCUGGGAACCUACAACCAUUGAUGAUCUAAAGAAGUCACUCCACAUAUCCACCAUACAGGACAUUUAUCAAUAGGACUCUGGAGCCUGGUGCUAUAAGCUGUGUUAGAAUGUACACAUUUUCAAGCACUGAAUAAAAUAUUUGGAUUCUU